AUGGAUUCAAAGGAGCAAAUUCGUGAGGCCGAGUCCUUCAAACGGCUCACCUUCUUGGCCGUAGCCAUCUCUACCAUGGCCACAUUGACUGCCAUUAUUUUGGUGCCAAUGUUGUACAACUACAUGCAACACGUUCAGACCCAGUUGGAUGAGGAACUCGACUUCUGCACCCACCGUACCAACAACUUGUGGGGACAGUACAAGGCUUUGUACGGAGAACAAGCUGCUCGUGAGAAGCGUAACGCCGCCGUUCGCCGCGUGCCAAAGGGACAGAGCAAACAACGCAGAAUGUCCCAACGUGCUCGCGCCGCCGGCACUUACGCUGAUGAUGGAUACGGAGGUGCUCCAGGAUCUCAGCCAGUCAACGGCGCCGGAGCCGGAGACUACGCUCGAGAAUCCGCUGUUGGAGCCGGCUCUGCUGCUGGCGGAGGAUUAAGCUCAGGAAGCUGCUCGUGCGGAGUUGGACAAGCUGGCCCACCAGGACCACCUGGAGUUGACGGAAACGAUGGACACGACGGUCAACCUGGUCCAAACGGAGACAACGGACCAGAUGCCCCAGCCGACCACAUUCCUUCCGAAUCCGACUUCUGCUUCGACUGCCCACCAGGCCCAGCUGGACCACCAGGAAACGCCGGACCAAAGGGACCAAACGGCCAACCAGGACAGCCAGGAGCUGAUGGACAACCAGGAAACUCAGGCACCCAAGGACCACCAGGCCCAGCUGGACCACCCGGAAACGACGGACAGCCAGGAGAAGCCGGAGCUCCAGGACAACCAGGACAAGUCAACGAAGUUCCAGGCAUUCCAGGCCCAGCCGGACCAGCUGGUCCCCCAGGCCCUCCAGGACCAAAUGGUCAACCAGGUGCUCCAGGCAGCUCUCAACCAGGCCCACAAGGACCAGCCGGUGAUGCCGGAGCUCCAGGUCAGCCAGGACAACCAGGAGGCCCAGGAGAAGCCGGACCUGACGGAGAAUCCGGAGUUGGCGGCGGUUGCGAUCACUGCCCUCCACCUCGUACUGCUCCAGGCUACUAA
Messenger RNA from Bursaphelenchus okinawaensis, 1032 nucleotides. The record is from the annotation of a GenBank genome assembly. Lineage: Eukaryota; Metazoa; Nematoda; Chromadorea; Rhabditida; Aphelenchoididae.